GUCGCAACUCGCUUCAGUCUCUACCAGUUACGGUUGAAAACGAACGUUUAAAAUGUGUAAUGUGUGCACUCGCGACUCGCCCAUUGAGGCACCGGUUAAAGAAAGCCAACCGAAUAGAACCCUGGAAAGGAUGAAGAGGAAGCACAAUAUUAUCACCAACCCCGCUGAUGAGGAGAAGCAGAAGGAGGUGGCGUAUCAGCCCGAUUUGCUGGCUAUUUCCACCCAAUUGACGAAAGUCGUGUACGAUGCAGCGAAAGACCUGAUGGUGCGUCUUCAGGAGACUAAGGCCUAUGUCAUUGCAACAAAGACAUCGCAGCCGUUCCACGUUGCGCUGGCUAUCUUCGUAAUUGGCGUGUGGUUAAGUCGUCCUGGAACUACCAGUAAUUUGCGAGGCUGGAAGGCUCUCUAUGUUGGCGCUGUGGCCAUACAUUUAGGUGCCCAGAUCUGGAUGACUUUAGUCUCUGGAAUCGUGCUCUACUUCUCACUUCCACGUCAUGAGUUCGGUCGGGUUCAAACAAUUCUCUUCCCAAUCUACUACGCGUUCAACGCAGCAGUCAGUCUUUUGGCGAUACUUGCGUAUUUCCGAACGCAAUGUCUCACACAGUUCGUCAACACAUCCUGGUUACAGCUAGCGUUACUGUUAGUUGUAUUCAGUAUAGAAGCCUAUGUGCGAUGCCGUCUCGUCGCACCAAUGUUACGUGCCAAACACGUCAAGACUCAGAUGGAAGAAGCUGCUGGCGGUGGACAAGAGGUUGGCCAUCUUCUCCUUGGCGAGCUGGCCCACUGUCCACGCUACGUCCGAAUUCUGAAGACUUUCAGAGCCUAUCACUCCACCAUCACUAUGGGUACAAUGAUUACUUUGGGUUGCUCCUUCUACUCAACAAUGAUCAUCGUUGACUCCAUGUGUCAUUAAGUUAUUUCAAAGCUAUUGAGUGACUGUUCAUCGAUAUUAGAGUAACCCACGGACUUAAAGCCGUCGUUUCAGGGAACUUCGAUAUAAGACGGAUUUAGGUCAAAUAUUUACCUCCUUUUUUUCAUAAAAUAGUCUAAUUAUACUGUUUUAAGUACUAUGUUUCCCUUUGAUGAGAAAUGAUUUUAUCGCUGUGGUCAACUGAAUUAUGUUUUUAUGAAUAUGGGGGUAAAAUUUUAUAGUUACAUUGGAAAAUAGGUACCUAAACUGGCAAUAUUGUAAUAAAAUGUUUAUAUAGAUGAUUGGCAAAAUAACAGUAUUUAGGAAUUAAACCUUGUUUCAAGAUAAAAUAUAAAUCAAAGAAAUGUUAAACGUGACAGUGUCAUAUUGACGUUUCAAGUUCCUCUCCACUAAUAUAUUAUUGUCUAUUGGUAUUAUUAUUUGAUUUUAACCGAUUGUCUUUUUCUUUCCUUAAAUUUAAUUUUAAAAUUAUUAAGACGAAGGCAAGGGAUGCCUAUAAGAACAUUUAAAAUUCAGGCUGCGAAGUCUGUCAUUCCUAGUAAAUAAUUAAAAAUUGUUUUUUGGAAAUUGAGAGAAUUUUAUGUAUUAAUUAAUAAAAGCGUGAAUAUGUU
Pieris brassicae (large cabbage white) is the source of this 1542-nucleotide messenger RNA. RefSeq names its product transmembrane protein 205. Bases 53 to 913 code for a protein of 286 amino acids. Lineage: Eukaryota; Metazoa; Arthropoda; Insecta; Lepidoptera; Pieridae. The transcript is spliced from 5 exons. The record is from RefSeq and is a predicted model, not a curated record.